GAAUGCUGCUGCAGCAACACAGCAAAUGGUGGAUCUGUUUGACAUUGUAGGAAUUGUCCAUUUUGGCAUUGCCGGAAACGCCAAUAAUUCCAUGUCAAUUGGUGAUGUAUUCCUCAACAGUUUGCACGCUGGCAUUUGGGAUUGGCUGAACCCAAGUGGAACUGUGAAUUACAAUGACGUCGCUGGCUUGGACUUCAAAGGAUACAAUGUACCAGAAGGAGGAGAUAACCUGUUGGGACACAUUGGAUUUAGUUAUGAAUUCUUCUCUGAGUCCGGAAAGGCCAACACCGCUCGACCAAUUUUUUGGGCAAACACUACUCGCCAGUGGCUACAUGUUGCAUCCAACCUGAAGGGGAUCAAUCUGAACCAAUGCGUAAAUUCAAGUGUGUGUUUGCCACAGAAGCCGAAGCUAGUUGUUAGCCUUAGAGGCUCAGCAUCCAACAUUUUUGUGGACAAUGCCGCUUACAGGGACUUCCUUUUUAAAACUUUUCGGGUUUCAUCUGUGGACAUGGAAAGUUCAGCAGUGGUGAUGACAAGCUUGUCGAAUGGCUUUCUGGUGAUUGUCAUCCGAGGGCUGUUGGAUAUAGCAGGUGGGCAAACAGGACACAACUCUGUUGACACCUUUGGGCCUCUUGCAGCUAUAAACGCUUGCAAAGUAGUCAUAAAGUUUAUCGAGGAAUUUCCGAAGGAAAUUAAAUCAUGAAGUUCUUGCCAAACUUGUUUGCUUCAAACCAAGAUUGUGGUAAUUUUCCAUCUGAUAUAUGCAAUAAGAAGAAAUAUCCAGUGUUGCAAUGGGUUUGUAGCCAAAUGGUUAAUAGUAUUCACCCAUGUACACGAGGUCUAUAUGAGCUCAAGUCUCCUCCUGCCUAAUAUCACUUGUGGGUUGCUCCCCUCUAUGGUUUGUACCAAGCUUGACGAAAUUAAUGCAAAAACUUACAUGCAUAUAUACACAACUCUUAAGGAUUUUUCCCCCCUUACUACAACAGUGAGGGUAGCGAAGGAUUAGACAAGCAGGCCUUGGUCUUCGGACAACAAAACCCUAAACCCUACACACCUGGGCUUGGUCAUCGGACAACUCAGUUGCCUACCAUUCACAAAGCGAAUACACAAACCUAGCCCCUCAUAUAGAACGCCUCCUGAUCCCUCCAAACAUCUAUGCUAGCCAUGCUUUUUCUUUUCAUGAAAGCGAUAUUGGGGGAGGGGAGAUCAAACUAAUUAGACUUCGAGCGCAGGGUGAAUGCUCUUAAACCAUUCAGCUAAAUGCACUUUUCAAAGUAAAAA
This is a messenger RNA of Pyrus x bretschneideri (Chinese white pear), 1281 nucleotides long. RefSeq names its product bark storage protein A-like. Bases 26 to 703 code for a protein of 225 amino acids. Gene Ontology annotation, molecular function: catalytic activity. The transcript has 4 exons. The record is from RefSeq and is a predicted model, not a curated record. NCBI's taxonomy places the organism in Eukaryota, Viridiplantae, Streptophyta, Magnoliopsida, Rosales, Rosaceae. Gene Ontology annotation, biological process: nucleoside metabolic process.